Messenger RNA from Xyrichtys novacula (pearly razorfish), 2411 nucleotides. Lineage: Eukaryota; Metazoa; Chordata; Actinopteri; Labriformes; Labridae. The record is from the annotation of a GenBank genome assembly.
AUGAGCAACACACCAGUCCAGGAGCAGCCAGCCCCGGCUGCUGAUUCCAGUGGCAGCGGGCAGACGUUACCCUCCCGACCCUUCCAGCCAAUCUCAGAUCCCUCGGCCUCCAAAAGAGUAUGUUUCUACAAGAGCGGUGACUACACAUUCAGCGGGCAUCGCAUGGUCAUCAAUGCCCGCACCUUCAAGACAUUUGACGCUCUCCUGGAUGCUCUGUCAAAGAAAGUGCCUCUGCCAUUUGGAGUUAGGACCAUAACCACGCCUCGUGGCACCCACAUGGUAAAAGCUUUAGAUGAUCUACAUGAUGGGGGAUCAUAUGUGUGUUCUGAUCAGAGACGGGUGAAGCCACUGAACCUUGAGGAAGUAAACCGGCGGCAGGUACCAUGGAAUACCACAAGACCCUUCAGCGUAGCGCGACGAAAGUUUCAAAGACUCCAGUUUGGGAGGAGGAAUGAAGUCACCAGCAGGCCAACAAAGGUUGCUGAGAGGGUGGCAAUACGGACUCCAAAAAGACUUGAGGUCAUCAAGAACAGAGACCCCACUAUUAAACGCACAAUAGUGCUGCAGAGAAGGACAGCACCGACAUUUGAUGCUUUACUGGAUUACCUCUCCCAGAUCCUGCAGUUCCCAGUGCUGAAGCUCUUCUCUACAGAUGGCAGAAGAGUAAGUAUUGGGUAAACUUGAAAGUUAGGAAUGCUUUGUGGAGGUAGCUCCUGGAGAUAACAUAAAUAGGUUUGGCCUUACCUGGUCUGUUGAAAGCUUUUUUAGGUGAACUGUGUGAAACUUUCUAAAUCACAGUUUGCAGUGUUGAAAACUAAACUUAAUAGCUUUCUUGUUGAGUCAAGUGAAAUUAUCACUUUCUUAUGUUUCUGGUUACUAUAAGGCCGAAGCUGGUCGCGUUAAGGAUGGAUACUACUUAUGGACAACAACCUUUGUCAAACGACAAGUAGUUUUCUGAACAAAUAAGAGAGACUGCGCUUGUGAAUUUGAGAAAGAGCCAGGCCAGCUGUCUUGGCUCACUAGUUGCUGGCUCCAGCAAGGGUUGAACAGGUAGUUGUCUCCCCUUUAAUGUCAGCAGGAAUACAAAGUAGUGCAUUACCCACAUCUAUUUCCUCCAAGUCAAAGACAAAUGGAUACCAGACUGGAAAAGUGUCUUCAAAUUGACUUGUGUUAGACACAUAAUGUCCUGGUCAGGGUUAGGUGACUAGACACUCUCACCUUCUCGCAGGCUUGCUUCGCCAGUGUUGUUAAAUCGUUGUUAAAUGUGUGACAUGGGACGUGCCUUAAAGCAAAUUCCUUAGAAAUGUUUAAAAAAAUAGAGGCUUGGCUAACCGCAUGACAAGCAUGUUGUUAAUUGUGGUUUGUUUUGCUAACUCAGUCAUGAUGGGAACUGAUGGUCAAGGAAACACAAAUGUAUUUUAAAAACAGUUUCUCACCUUUAUUCUUUUUAGUAACACAAUGACACUCGACUUGUGUAGACGUAUUUUUCUUUGCACUGUAUCUUUAAGAACCUCUUUUCAGGAGAUGUUGUGACCUUCCAAUUGGCACAAUGCCUUACCAAUCCAUCGCACCUCUGCUGUUGUCCCUGACUUAACUUUCCAUCCAAGGGUACUUAAGGAGAAGUUUGUCUGGGUCACGCAAAUAGGAUAGUCCUCUGGCGAUUAAGGACUUGUAUGUGAACCAUUAGAUCGCUUUUUGGAAUUUGAUAGUUUAUCCCUGGCCUUUAAAUUAGCAGGAGAUAAAACAAUCAGCUUACAUAGUAUUUUCGGUAUUCUCGUUGACUUCAGAGUUGAGAUUCAGUGCAAGAAAAAACAACCACAACCAACUCAAGUACUUUGAUAAGAAAAUUCACCACUGUUUUUAGGAGUGAACUGUGAUAGCAGCAAAAUAAAUACUAAAUACUGAUUUGUGUUUUGGAUUUUUACCCUUCAUAAAAAUAUGCAGAAGGUUAGAUGAUUUCAGCUCUGUUUAAAGUCAGUUUAAAAUAAAUUUAAUGCAUCAACUAACAGUUACGUUUUUAGACUAUUGAAGAGUUAGCUGAAACGGACAUCAUUAUUAAUAUUGUAGGUGCCAAUACUUAUUUUCAUGGGAUUGCCUCAGUAUUGUGAUCUCUGUUUUAAGACAAUAUGUGGUCAAACUAGAUGUGAACUGCACUUUUAUACAUUGUAUAUUACUAUUUGAAAAUAUUUUCAUUAACUAGUAACUUCAGUACUGAGUAAGCAUUUCUGCUCCUCUUGCAGGUUGACGGUCUUGCAGGACUUAUCCUUUGCUCUGGGGUUGUCGUGGCGGCGGGAAACGAGCCAUUCAGAUUAGGGAACUACAAUUUUCACAGAGUGAGCCAGGCGGCACCACCGAUGUACAUGGAUACAGCAGAACCAUCCAUGCUGCAACCCAGAGCUUGUAAGUAUUAG